Molecule: messenger RNA, 1926 nt
Organism: Eucalyptus grandis
Lineage: Eukaryota; Viridiplantae; Streptophyta; Magnoliopsida; Myrtales; Myrtaceae
Product: BTB/POZ domain-containing protein At3g19850
Exons: 3
Coding region: 124-1746 (540 amino acids)
Molecular function (GO): protein binding
Source: RefSeq, a predicted model, not a curated record
CUCUCUCUCUCUCUCUCAUUGCAUACAUACACUUAUUUUCUGCCGGUGAAAUACAUACCACCUUGGGCAUUUUCUUGCUAUCUGUAUUGAGGGCUUGUGGGGUCAUUCGAUGCAAAGCGAAACAUGUCACUGCACUGUGACCUGCGAGUUUAUGUCAAUGGUCAACAGACAUUCUUCCUGAACGAGAAAAUCAUAUCGGCAUACUCGGGGAGGUUGAAGAAGAUCAUCAAGCAAGAGAAGAGGAGGACCCAGAUCAAGAAUUCCGGAAUCGAGGUCGACAACUUCCCGGGUGGCUCCGACGGGUUCGAGCUGGUUUUGAGGUUCUGUUACAACGGCGGCAAGAUUGAAAUCACGGUCUCCAAUGUGUCCCUCCUUCACUGCUGUGCAGUCUUCCUGGGGAUGUCCGAAAAGGUCACAGCUUCUAAUCUCCUGCAACAGACUGAGAAGUUCCUGGAAACUAUGUUUUACUGGUCCUGGAAUGAUGUGAUUGCGAGCCUCAAGUGCUGCGAAACAUUCCUCAGCUAUGCAGACUCGGUAGGCCUACUCCCAAAGCUCAUCUGCGCACUGCUGGCAAAAAUCGCUCAGAAUUCAGACCUUAACCGAAUUAAUUCCUCGUCUUCAUCAUCAUCGUCCCCUGAAAUGGCUUCCAGGUUCAGGUUCUCUUCCUCGGCAAAGACGACCCCCGACUCUAAGAGCCCAUUCUCGUCUAGCAAAGCGUGGUGGUUCGAUGAUUUGACCGUCCUGUCUCCACUGAUAAUCGAGAUGGUAGUCAAGAGCUUAGGGGCUCAUGGAAGCGAAAACAACAGCCUGACCCUCACGAGAUUCCUGCUCCAUUACCUCAAGACAGUGUCUCAGAGGAAAGGCAACGUGGCUGGGCUUUCGGCGAGCACAAAGUCCGACUACAUCAGUCUCGCGGAUACGGCAGUUCACGGGGUCAUCCUUGUGGGAAAAACUGCAUUUUCUUGCCGGGGGCUUCUCAGGGUGCUGAGAAUCGUGUCAGGAUUCGGAAUCAGCAAAGAUUGCAGAGUCGGCCUGGAGAGACUAAUUGGCGGGAUGCUUGAUCAGGCAACUCUGGAUGACCUCCUGGUCUCUGGGCAUGACAGAGGUGUUUAUGAUGUGAAUUUGGUGGUGAGGCUGAUUAGGGUGUUUGUUAAUGGCGAUGGCUGGUCCACAGAGGAGAUGAAGAAAGUGGCCAGGUUGGUGGAUAAGUACUUGGGUGAGAUAGCCCCAGAUCAAAACCUCAAGAUCUCUAAGUUUCUUGGGGUUGCAGAGAGCUUGCCGGACUCCGCUAGAGACUGCUACGAUGGGGUCUACAGAGCCAUUGAUAUAUUCCUUGAGUCGCACCCAAGCCUUUCCUUCGAGGAGCGGUCGAGGCUGUGCAGGUGCCUCAACUACGAGAAACUAAGCCUUGAGGCCUGCAAGGACCUGGCAAAGAACCCCAAAGUCCCGCCAAGAAUCACCGUACAAGCACUCAUGUCGCAGCAAUCCUACGUGCCACCUGCCGAAGACUUCCUCCCAGCACAAGUCACCCAAGGGAGCCCCGCGACGAGCGACAGGCAGAUAGUGGUCUAUGGCAGGGUCGACACCGAGAGCGUCGAAGAAGAGAACCAUGACAUGAGGAUGAAUCUGCAGAGGAUGCAGUGGAGGGUGAAUGAGCUGGAGAAGGUGUGCAAGCAGAUGAAGGGUCAGAUGUCCAAGAUAGUGAGGCACCCAAGUAGUAGCAGGAGUUUGCCCAGACUCUGCUGAGAAGAAAGGCCAUGUCUUUUCCUUUUUGACUUUUUUCACUUUUUGACCUUCAACUUUGCAGGGAUGUUUGUGGCUUGAUUUGUAAAAGUUGCAUUCCAGUGUGGUUUGAGAUGGGAAACAUGUAGAGUCGGAGUUUUAUCUGUAAAUUAAUUUACAGGAGGAAUUGUGAUUUUCAAAGAG